This is a messenger RNA of Bolinopsis microptera, 360 nucleotides long. Its product is annotated as large ribosomal subunit protein eL22-like. Gene Ontology annotation, molecular function: RNA binding; structural constituent of ribosome. The transcript has a single exon. Bases 1 to 360 code for a protein of 119 amino acids. Gene Ontology annotation, biological process: cytoplasmic translation. The record is from RefSeq and is a predicted model, not a curated record. Gene Ontology annotation, cellular component: ribosome. Lineage: Eukaryota; Metazoa; Ctenophora; Tentaculata; Lobata; Bolinopsidae.
AUGCCAGGUAAAUCUAAAAAAGCGAAGAAGGUGCAGAAAAAGUUCGUGUUGGACUGCACGCACCCGGCCGAAGACAAGAUCCUCGACCCAUCAGACUUCGCUACGUAUCUCAACGAAAAGAUCAAAGUGGCAGGGAAAACAGGCAACCUGGGAACCAAUGUAAUCAUCCAGAAAGAGGGCUUCAAGGUCAACAUUCUGUCAGACAUCCCCUUCAGCAAGCGAUACCUCAAAUACUUGACCAAGAAGUACCUGAAAAAACAGAACCUCCGAGAUUGGCUCAGGGUCGUUGCCUCAAGUCCAUCAACAUAUGAACUGAGAUACUUCCAGAUCAAUCAAGAUGAUGACGAUGCUGAAGACUAG